GGUAAAGGAGGGUUUAAUACCACGUUGAAAGUCAGUCUAUUGACCGAUGAGAAUGACGAGAUUUACUGCGGAAUCAAUAAAGGUGUUAAGGGUGAACGCUCGGUCUCGUUGGCUAUAAGGCCUCAUAAAAAUUUGGAAUUAACUGAUGAUAAAAAUUAUUAUUUAACGUGCGAACAAUCCGGUGGCGGCACAUAUAAAGUGAUAUUAAAACUACUGGAUAUGAGUGGUCAGAGAGCGGGCCGUAUAUUACUCGGCAAUACGUAUAUAUUGCGGGCACAACUCACACCAUAUGAUAGCAUAACAUCUUUACGUAUAAAAAACUGUUUUGCAUUCACUGGCGACACGGGAACUGGAGAUCAGGUCCAACUGAUCGACCCGUACGGGUGUCCGGCGCCGGCGGCCGACGCUCUGAUCUCGCCCUUCAACCACAACACCACACAUACAGCCGAAGCCGUAUUGUAUGAGAUGUUUAAAUACCCGGACACUAAUAAACUGAACAUACAUUGCGACCUAUACUGUGUCGGGGCGGCUGAGCCGGUGUGCGACUCACCCGGUUAUAAGGGUAGGGAUUUAGCUCUUGAUGGGUAUUCACAACUGUCGGCCUCCACCUCGAUGUUUGUUUUUGAGCCAACAGAUGAUUUACUUACACAUGAUAAUCUGUCCGAGUGUACUGAAUGGAGAUUCCCAUGGUUAAUUACCCUGUGCAUAGUGUUGGCCGUGUUAUUGCUAUUAAUGUUAUUGUUAAACAUGUUCAUGUGCUCAUCGCUCAGUUGCCGGUGUAUUAAAACUGAGAUCGUCGAACAGGAACCGGACGAGACAGUCGACGACUACGACCCAUACCGGGCCGACUGGACGGCCCCCAACUCCCGUUACGGGUCACGCAAUUCACUGAACAAAGGCUAUCCCGAGGGGACACUUAAGUCAAACAAAUCACAGCCAAAGUCCUAUCACUUGGGCUAUGAUAACGAUGACUACGUUCCCGACCAACACAACCGGUCCUACUCUACACUACAGACCCGUUCGCCCCGACCCCGAUCGCCGGGUCCGCCCCUCUCAACCUACUCGACCCACUCGUUA
This is a messenger RNA of Medioppia subpectinata, 1077 nucleotides long. NCBI's taxonomy places the organism in Eukaryota, Metazoa, Arthropoda, Arachnida, Sarcoptiformes, Oppiidae. The record is from the annotation of a GenBank genome assembly.